Carassius auratus (goldfish) is the source of this 1167-nucleotide messenger RNA. Its product is annotated as retinol dehydrogenase 14-like. The transcript is spliced from 2 exons. The record is from RefSeq and is a predicted model, not a curated record. Lineage: Eukaryota; Metazoa; Chordata; Actinopteri; Cypriniformes; Cyprinidae. Bases 163 to 1023 code for a protein of 286 amino acids.
GGUAAUGUAGUCCAACAACAUUUUAGUUAGCCUACUUCCCACAUGCAUGAUUGUUUACGCCUACAAACCUGCUCAUGAACUAGACUAGACUUUGUUGAUGGCCCUAGAAGGCUCAACAGUCAAGCUAUUCCCCAUUCUAAACAUUUGGAGGAAGGCGUCGACAUGCUACGGGGCAAAACUAUAAUCGUGACCGGGGCAAACAGUGGCAUUGGAAAAGCCACGGCCGCGGAGAUGCUGCGGUGUCAGGGCCGAGUGAUCAUGGCAUGUAGGAACCGAGAACGGGCGGAGAAAGCAGCUCAAGAGAUCCAACAGGAGGCCGGACCAGAGCAAGGGGAACUAGUGAUCAAACUCUUGGACCUGGCGUCGCUGAAAUCUGUCCGUAGUUUUUGCGAAGAGAUAAUGAAGGAAGAGUCAAGGAUUGACAUCCUAAUCAACAAUGCUGGAAUCUACCAGUGUCCAUACACCAAAUCAGAAGAUGGAUUCGAGAUGCAGUUCGCCGUCAAUCAUCUGGGUCACUUCUUGCUCACUAACCUCCUGCUGGAUCUCCUCAAACGCUCUGCUCCUAGCCGGAUCAUUGUAGUGUCCUCCAAGCUCUACAAGUACGGUGAAAUAAACUUUGAUGACCUGAACAGCGAGCAGAGCUAUGAUAAAGCUUUUGCCUAUGCACGGAGUAAACUAGCCAAUCUUCUUUUUACUCUGGAGCUCUCUCAUCGACUCGAGGAGACCGGUGUGACAGUAAAUGCUCUCACCCCAGGGAUUGUGCGGACUAACCUGGGCAGGCAUGUCCACAUCCCACUGCUGAUGAAGCCACUAUUUAACCUGGCUUCACGGGCCUUCUUUAAGUCCCCUGAGGAAGGUGCACAGACUUCUAUCUAUCUGGCCUGCUCUCCGGAUGUGGAGGGCGUUCAGGGGAAGUGCUUUGCUAACUGUCAUGAAGAACAACUAUUAGCUAAGGCCACAGAUGAGGAGGUGGCCAAGAAACUGUGGGACAUCAGUGAGGUGAUGGUGGGCAUCACAACCUGAAAUCUCAAGACUUAAGAAUUUAAGUCACCUGUCCUUUAUUAUUUCAAAAUCGACAACUCAGAGAGUAAAGUACCAUCAAGCAUUUUAUCUUGGAAAGAAAACAGGCAAAAUGUAUGGUUACAUCCACAGGAGGGAGCAGUUUUG